Sclerotinia borealis F-4128 is the source of this 1023-nucleotide messenger RNA. The record is from the annotation of a GenBank genome assembly. Lineage: Eukaryota; Fungi; Ascomycota; Leotiomycetes; Helotiales; Sclerotiniaceae.
AUGGCAGCAUCUAUCCUCUAUCGACGAGCUCCCACUUUGAGCUCUUUCUCACGACAACCUCUCUCUUCCACAUUAUCCAAAUUCAUCACCAUGACAUCCCACCGAUCAUUCUCAUCAUAUCUCGUCACUCCAUCCGAGCUCUCCGAAGCUCUUAAAAAGAAUUCUCCCUCCAAGAUCUCCACAUCUCCCCGCACCGUUGCUGUCUGCUCAACAUGGUUCCUCCCCACCUCUCCUCUGAAUGGUCUCCAAACCUUCCGCGAAAAGCGAAUUCCCUCCAGUCGUUUCUUCGAUCUCGAUAAAGUAUGCGACAAACGCUCUCCUUAUCCUCAUAUGCUCCCCGAUCCUAAAACCUUCGCAUCUGCUAUGAGCGCGUUGGGAAUCCGCAGAGAUGAUACUGUCGUAGUUUACGAUUCAUAUGAGCAAGGUCUAUUCAGCGCGCCGAGAGUGGGAUGGACGUUGAAGGUUUUUGGACAUCCCAGCGUACAUGUUUUGAACAAUUUCAAAUUGUGGGUGGAAGAGGGGUAUCCAACGGAAAGUGGGGAAUUCUGGGAUGUUGAUACUUGCGCAUAUCCAAUUCCACAAUUAGACGAAAGUAAAGUUGCGGAUUUCGAGGAGGUUGGUGAAAUCAUUAAGGAUACUGGUAAAGAGGGAGCGGAAGGUGUACAAAUAUUGGACGCUAGGAGUCAUGGAAGGUGGACAGGAAAGGAUCCAGAGCCUAGAGAGGGUUUGACGAGUGGUCAUAUGAAGGGUAGUAUCAGUAUGCCCAUGGGAGAGCUAUUGGAUCCGGUUACUAAGACUUUAUUACCCGCGGACCAAUUGAGAAAGGUAUUCGAGAGUAAGGGUAUUGAUCCGAUGAAGCCUAUUGUCAGCAGUUGUGGUACGGGUGUUACCGCUACGAUUAUCGAUGCUGCAUUGACACAGGCAUAUGGAGAGACAGGUGUGAGGAAAGUAUAUGAUGGAAGUUGGACGGAGUUUGCUCAAAGAUCCAAGAUAUCUGAUGGAUUAAUCGUCAAGGAUGAAUAA